This is a messenger RNA of Anarrhichthys ocellatus (wolf-eel), 1743 nucleotides long. It is a transcript of the gene asf1ba, whose product is annotated as anti-silencing function 1Ba histone chaperone. Gene Ontology annotation, biological process: DNA replication-dependent chromatin assembly. Lineage: Eukaryota; Metazoa; Chordata; Actinopteri; Perciformes; Anarhichadidae. Gene Ontology annotation, molecular function: histone binding. The record is from RefSeq and is a predicted model, not a curated record. The transcript is spliced from 4 exons. Gene Ontology annotation, cellular component: nucleus; chromatin. The coding region runs from base 292 to 885 and encodes 197 amino acids.
CUACCCGCUUGCCGUAGCCACAAAGGAGCCUGGGUAGUGAAAGCGGCGGGAGCAUCAUAUUUAUCCUCAAAUUCAAUGUCCGCUAGUUAUACGAACUUUAAUUAAGAGUGUAGUAUUCUACAUUUAGGGGUAUAAAUAAGGCUUAAGUUAGGUAAAACCAGAGUUGUUGGAUAGAUAAUAUCGCUCUCUCUCUCUGUGUUAACGUCUUGUUUUGGUGCUUUUUAAAGCAUUCCCAGGUGUCUGGUUUGAACGUUUGUUUUUGGUUAGCCCGUUUUUAACGCUUCAGCAACAAUGGCGAAGGUACAGGUGUUAAAUGUGGCUGUCCUAGAUAACCCGAGUCGCUUUGGAAACCCUUUUCAGUUUGAGAUAACAUUUGAGUGUAUGGAGGACCUUCCCGAAGACCUGGAAUGGAAGAUCAUCUACGUUGGCUCAGCAGAGAGUGAAGAGUACGACCAAAUCCUCGACUCCGUGUUGGUCGGCCCGGUGCCUGCUGGGAGACAUAUGUUCGUGUUUCAGGCCGAUGCCCCAAACACUGGAUUGAUUCCUGAGAGUGAUGCUGUUGGUGUGACUGUCGUGCUGAUUACCUGCACGUACCGCGGCCAGGAGUUCAUUCGCAUCGGUUACUAUGUGAACAAUGAAUACACAGAACCGGAGCUUCGGGAAAACCCACCGAUCAAGCCAGACUACACACAGCUCCAGAGAAAUAUUUUGGCAUCAAACCCACGUGUGACCAGAUUCCAUAUAAACUGGGAAGGCUGUGCAGAGCGAAUGGAGGACUGUGAAAACGUGGAUCCCUCGUCAAACUCCAUGCUCCCUCCGUCUUGUCUCCCAGGCAAGGCCCCGCCCUUAGGGAUACUACCCGAUAACUCCAUGGACUUCUUAUAGAGACAACACCCAGCCCCAAAUGUGAUAACUCACAGCAGGAAACCUUCACUUUUGAACGCCUGUGGACAUUCUAGUGUGGAUGUACAGACAUCUUUGCCUUACAGCUGCCAUUAUUUACCUGAGAAAUGAACUCUCAUCUUGAGCCCCAGUUAAGUGUUUGUUUCCAAGGAAGAUUAGAAGCAUCUCACACCUAUGAAAGCAAUAUCGAACUAGUUUAACUCCUGGGAUGGAGAAAGGUAGCUGUGGAAUGAUGCACUGAACUGAAAGCAAGCUGAUGUGUGAUUCAACUUCCUUCCUUUUGUUGGUGCAGAACUCAUUUUUACCCAUAUAAGAGGAUUUUAACACUGAAGCGAUAGGCAAAUACACUGCAAUAUAUUGCCGUACAGGAAUUUGAUAUUCUGCCAUCAUAUUUGUGUUCAACUUUAUUUUUCACUUAAACCUUUUCCCACUUAGAUUGUUGAGUUUUGGAUGGGCUCCAUCCCUUUCUCCGUGUUUUGUUUUGUUUGCAUCUGUGUUCCAAAUUAAAAAAACAUUGUAUUAGUAAUGUGAAUGUAUGUGUGAUAGAGAUAUGUUCCUCCUUAUUACAUGUCUUAUUUUGUCUUUUUUCAAAUGAGAUCACAGAAGCAAGGAAACAGAAUACGAACCACUUUUCUGUGUCCACCUUGUUAUGAAUGCACCAAGUAAUUCCCUUUUAUUUUUUCAUAACAACAAAGUGCCAACUAUGUAACACAAAUAUCACUGUGAGUGUCCCGUUAUAUUUUCACAUUUUACUAAAAAUAGCCUGUGUUAACGUCACACCCAAUCACAGAUCGCUCGGGUAAAGGGGAGGCUAGGCUACAGACCUGGCUCUGGAAGAGA